This is a messenger RNA of Talaromyces rugulosus, 1104 nucleotides long. RefSeq lists its product as uncharacterized. Gene Ontology annotation, molecular function: transaldolase activity. The record is from RefSeq and is a predicted model, not a curated record. Bases 1 to 1104 code for a protein of 367 amino acids. The transcript is spliced from 5 exons. Gene Ontology annotation, biological process: carbohydrate metabolic process; pentose-phosphate shunt, non-oxidative branch. NCBI's taxonomy places the organism in Eukaryota, Fungi, Ascomycota, Eurotiomycetes, Eurotiales, Trichocomaceae. Gene Ontology annotation, cellular component: intracellular anatomical structure.
AUGGGCAGCGCAGGUGUUACAACAUGGCUCGACAAGCUCGAGGAGCAGUUGAACGUGGACGUCGACUGGAUGGACCCGACUUUCACCAAAAGUCUGCCGAUUGUGCCUCACGACAUGACCAGCAACCAGCUCUGGGUCGACGACCAGAUGAACCACCCCGACAACCAGGAGCUCUUCCUCAAUGCCGUCAAGGAGUACAAGGAUGAAGGAUGGCUAGCCAUUUAUACUCGUGUGGCGUGUCUCAUGUGCAAAGAAAACAUUGGCAACAUCAAGGGCCGCGUCCUGCUCCAAGUCCUCCCCUCAAACGCAUACGAUGGCCAGAAAGUUCUCGAACAUGCCCGGCUCUAUGCCCGCGAGUUUGCAAAAGUCGGAAUAUCCAAGGACCGCUUCUGUAUCAAAAUCCCGAGUACUGGCCCAGCCCUGAGUGUUUGCCCCAUUCUCAAAGAAGAAGGAAUCGCCACCUUGGGGACAGCUCUAUUCAGUCUGUCACAGGCCAUUGCUUGUAGCCAGGCUGGAUGCCUCUACAUCAGCCCGUACUACAAUGAGACUCGCGCUCAUGACGAACUCGAUCUUUGGCCGAAUGUCGAAGACCCCGCUACCCAGCAUACCAUGUCCCCACGUAUCAUCCAAAUGCUAGAGACAUACAGGCGCUUGUACAAAGAGACGGGAAAGCCGCAGCCGUUGAUCAAGAACGCAAGUUUCAUCAAUGUGAAAGAGGCCAUGGCCGCUGGAGAAAUGGGAUGUGACUCCUCCACCAUUUCGCCUCAGGUCCUCACCGAACUAGCCAAGUUGCCAUACGACGGUAGCAAGCAGCCAGGCGAAGGCGUUCCAAAACCAGUCCACCCAAACAAUCAAAACACCGUCCCUACCCCGGAGCGACUGAAGAAGAUUGCCGCCACAGACCCUCUCGCCCCUGCAAACUGGGACGGAAAAUUGGCCAGCACCGAUAUUGACUACCUAGCUAACAAUGGGGCCGAGUUGGCCAAGGCUAUCGCAGCCGAUCCUGCUACUGUAUCCCGGCUGAAAGAUGCCCUUGAGCUGUUCAUUGGUGGCCAGAACAAGAGCCGGGCCAAGAUCGAAGCAGCUCUCAAGACCCUUGCAUAG